Gallus gallus (chicken) is the source of this 11085-nucleotide messenger RNA. RefSeq names its product storkhead box 2 (gene STOX2). Gene Ontology annotation, biological process: positive regulation of transcription by RNA polymerase II. Gene Ontology annotation, molecular function: RNA polymerase II transcription regulatory region sequence-specific DNA binding; DNA-binding transcription activator activity, RNA polymerase II-specific. The transcript is spliced from 4 exons. NCBI's taxonomy places the organism in Eukaryota, Metazoa, Chordata, Aves, Galliformes, Phasianidae. The record is from RefSeq and is a predicted model, not a curated record. The coding region runs from base 3122 to 5713 and encodes 863 amino acids. Gene Ontology annotation, cellular component: nucleus; cytoplasm.
GGAGAGGAGACGCUGUGUGAUCACCUGGGGUGUGCCAGCUGUGCCGCUGGUCGUCGGCAGCACGCUUCUCUUCUCCAGUCUAUGCUUGUACUGGAGGGAAGGACCCAGGCAUCAGGUAAGUACGAGAGGACAAACCACAUCCUGGGUUAAAGGGGGGAGUAGGGGGCUGCGAGUGGUCAGGUAUAGAAUGGGGCUCGGAAAGAAGAGAAAUGUGUCCAAACGAAGGCAAUUCUGAGCUCCUGCCUAUUGAAAAUGCUGAGUUAUUUCACUUCUGCAAGAUGUAAUCUGUACCUCGCAGCUCCUGUUUGCUGUUACUGUUUAAGAGUUGCCAAUGAGACGGAGCCGGAUAAUGGGCUUCUGCUGCAGCAGAAACGCCAGCGUAAAUAAUUAACUUGCUAAUUAGUAGACACUGCUCUAAUGAAAGAGAAUUUUUACAACAGAUGAUUUGUAUCGCAUCAAACCCUGCGUUCUAGAAGUGGCCAUUCAUAUUGGGCUUUUUUCCCCUGCUGGGUGUUAGCGCAGUGGUGAGGAUUAAUCACUCUGCUAUGUGGCAGAGCUGCUCUCUACCAGGAGAUCCCAGGAGCGGAGGCUUUGGCUUGAGGAAAAUCCCAUCCAAGUUCUGCAAAGUGUAUUUUGGAAAUAAAGGCUGGAGUUUAAUUAAAAAAAACAACAACAACAAACGAUGCACUUUUAUUUUCUUAUUUCUUUUUUUUUCCCCACUAAAUGGGGUCAUGCAGCCUGAUUGCCUCGCCCAUCUGUUGCCAUUCAUAAGUGUGUUAUUUUUUUAAAGGGCAAUGGUAUUAUGUGGCUACCUACUUCUGUCUGCCUCUUGGCUUGUCAAGCGCUGUCGUUAUAAUAUCGACCAUUGUUCUUAAAACAGAAUUUUGGUUAAAACAGUAUAUACCUGCCAUCUGGCUGAAAAAAUGUAAGCUUCCUACACAGCUAAGGAGUUGUGCUGCGAUAUUAGGAAUAGCUCGUGUUCUCUUGAAAAUAGCAGCUGAUGGCAGGUUGCAGAAAUCAGCUAGUUAUCAGUUGUCAUUAAGCUAUUUGAUAUCUGACACGUAUGGAAAACAUGCUAUUUAUAAGUAUGCCAUUAUGUCGUAAAACUAUUCCUCUCUUAUUCUUUUGCCCUUCGCUUGUUUCAGUGUGUCUGUCGCUCUGGGCUGGAAAGCAAAGUCCUCCUCAGUAUCAUAGAACCACAGAAUCAUUUGAGCUGGGAGGGACCCCUAAGGGCCAUGUGGUCCAACUCCCUGCAGUGAACAGGUUGUUCACGGCUCCAUCAGCUGCUCAGAGCCCCUCCAGCCUGACUUUGAGUGUCACCAGAGAGGGGGCAUCCAUCACCUCGCUGGGCAACCUGUGCCCUUUCCCCUUGUCCUGUCACAGCAGACCUUGCUGAAGAGUCUGCCCCCUUCUUUCUAACAGCCCUUUUAGAUCCUGGUAUGGAAUAGAUGCGCUGCAGGCUGAAGGUGUGCUGGGCUGUGUGCAGCACUCCUGCCAUUGCUGAGAGGAGAGACCUCUUUGGUGUGUUUGUGGUAGAACUGUAAGUAUCUGAUAGUAAACCUCGGUCACAAAGAGCCCGUGAGAGAGAAAGAUGUGGAACCAACUGGUAGGAGAUUGCACAGUUAGAAAUUGCAAUGCAAAGGAUGCAUUUUUCUCGAGUUGUUCUGCUAGUGGAAAAGAGCUCAAGUCUUAGAAGCAACCAAUGCUACAGAAAAAUAGCCAGGAACUCUGCAGGCAUAAUUAUUUGCUUGACCUGCACAACUCACUGAGGACUGUCAGUGCUAUAGGCCAGUCAUUAACAUGAGAGCUUAAUAAUAACCACCAAGCAACGAUUUUGCCUCUGUGUACAGGGCAGGACAGAGCAUGCUGCUGGGGGAGGCGGCGUGGUGUAGUGAUGGCCUGGUCCCUUGUAGUGUAUUUUGAGGGAAACUAUUUGCAGAGAAGGCAAAGAGGAAGAGCGUUAAGUAUCACUUCUACAAGCGGAGACGUGAAUAAUGAGAGAGCCAAGGGAGGAUGGGCUGCAGUAAAGACUUCUGUACUAAACAAUGGUAUGAGGAGCUAUCAUUUUCAUGUGGGCUGGGUGUUAGGCCACGUUAAAUAUGCUUCAGUGACACUGAAAUCUUGUGAGCACAUCCUGCGUGACUUGGUUAUAAAUGCUGCAAAUAUAGCUGGUUACUCUUGACUCUGUUAAGCCAGAAGUGUUGCGAGAACCAUGAGGAGUUGUUAUCCCUAGCAGUGACCUCCAGGAUCUCCUUUCCUAUUUGAGGGCUUUGUUCCAUCUUGGCUGGUAAAUGAAGCUCUUUGCUAGGUUUUUCAGCUCAGUCUCAGUCAGGUCUGAAUCUGUGGGCUCAAACCCAAACCCUCCUGGAUUUUCAAAUGAGGUCUGCCCUGAGAUUGCGGUCGGAAAAGGUGUUUGUCAUUUGGCUUUUAAAAGUUGUCUCUCUCACAGCAAUCCAUCCAUGGUGAAGAUGCAGUCAGCUUUAUAAUUACAGGAUUUAAGGUGUUGGAACCAUCACAGUUAUGUUCUAACAGAAAAUUGGGUCACAAUACUGAAGGUCAGAGGUUGCGAUUCCUCACCAGAAGAAUAUUUGGAAGCUUUAUUACAAACACUAACUGUGUCUGCUUUCCUUUGGGCUCUUGGAGACCUUUGGUGGCUAUCAAAGCAGCUGCAACAAGCUCAGCAUUUCGGUAGUUUCACAGCUGCUUCUGCCAUAGGCAACCCGAGGGCUGGUGCAGAGGGAAGUGUGCAGGAGAGGGCAGUGCCCAAGGCGAGGGCAGCUCUCUGUGGUGGCACACGGGGACGGAGAGCCCUGUAGAAGGAGGAGUGCAUCUGACUGAUUGCUUGGGGCAGUUUGGCAGCAAAACUUUCUCUUUGCACUCGCCUCCCCAGUGGCUGACAGUUAUUUGCAAUUCCUGGCUGCUUAUUCCCUAGUGUAGCUGCUAACCACCUGUCUGCCCGGUGCAUUCCUCCUCCCACCCCGCCAUCAACACACCCCGUUCUCUCGCUUGCUUGGCGGCCGACAGCAGUGAAUUUUCUGCUCAGGUCUGUCCAUCAGCUCCAACCAUCCCAGGCCAUUACAGCUCCCCGGCUCUGGCAAAAGGUGAUGUAUCACCAAUCAGCAUGUCUCCCAUCAGUCAGUCACAGUUUAUUCCACUUGGGGAAAUCCUUUGCCUGGCCAUCUCAGCAAUGAACUCUGCCCGAAAACAAGUCACACAAGAAGCACUAAUGGAGCACCUAACAACCUGCUUCCCAGGGGUUCCAACACCCAGUCCAGAAAUCCUUCGACAUACCUUGAAUAUGCUUGUACGGGAGAGGAAAAUAUACCCAACUCCAGAUGGUUAUUUCAUUGUAACCCCACAGACUUACUUUAUAACACCAUCUCUCAUAAGAACUAACAGUAAAUGGUACCAUUUGGAUGAGAGGAUACCUGACAGGUCUCAAUGUACCUCUCCGCAACAAGGAACUAUCACUCCCUCCACCUCGGGAUGCGUCAGGGAUCGAACACUACCCAAAAACCACUGCGACUCCUGCCACUGUUGCAGAGAAGAUAUGCACAGCAUGCAUGCAUCUACCCUACAGAGGAAGUCAGCAAAAGACUGUAAAGACUCAUACUGUCCUCCUUCAUUAUGCCAGGUCCCACCCACUGAGAAAAGUAAAAGUACUGUCAAUUUUUCUUAUAAGGCAGAGACGCUCACAAAGCCUAAGGAUGUAGAAAAGCAGUCUAAGAAAUUUGGACUCAAAUUAUUCCGAUUAAGUUUUAAGAAGGACAAGACAAAACAGUUGGCAAAUUUCUCUGCCCAGUUUCCUCCCGAGGAGUGGCCACUGAGAGACGAGGACACCCCUACCACUAUACCUAGAGAGGUAGAAAUGGAGAUUAUCAGGCGCAUUAACCCAGAUUUGACUGUGGAAAAUGUCAUGAGGCACACUGCACUAAUGAAGAAACUUGAAGAAGAAAAAGCUCAACGAAGCAAAGCGGGAUCUUCAGCUCACCACAGUGGACGAAGUAAAAAAAGUAGGAAUCACAGAAAGUCUCAUGGGAAAUCGAGGUCACACAGCAAGACUCGGGUAUCCAAAGGAGAUCCAUCAGAUGGCUCUCAUUUGGAUAUACCUGCUGAAAGAGAGUAUGAGUUCUAUGAUCCCUUGACUCGAUCCCCACGGGAAGGCUGUUUCAUAAUAGAACACAAGGGAGAUAAUUUUAUAAUGCACAGCAACCCUAGCAUGAUUGAAUCUCACUUUCCCAUGACACCAGAAUGGGAUGUGUCUGGUGAGCUGGCCAAAAGAAGAACUGAAAUGCCUUUUCCCGAACCUUCCAGGGGAAGCUCCCACUCUAAGGUCCAUCGGAGCCACAGCCAUACGCAGGAUAGACGAUCAAGGAAUGAGCGGUCUAGUAAGGCUAAAGAAAGGUCUAGAUCCAUGGAUAACUCCAAGGGACCUCUGGGCUCGGCUACUUUAGGCACACCUGAAGACAUGGGUGAAGGCUGUAGCCCAGAUGACCAAACAACUAGCCAAACUUACAUUGAUGACAGUACUUUAAGGCCAUCUCAAUCACUCAGUCAUCAAAGGGCUCUGAUUUCAUCUGCAGGCUACAAAGAGACCUGCAUCCCUGAAAUAGCUAGUGGCAGUGUAGAAACCCCCAGCUCCUGUAGUCUGUUGGAACAAAAGCCUACGGAGAAUUUGCCAUCGUAUAGUGAGCUCAACUCCUGCACAACAAAAUCUGCAGUCGAUGACUAUUUCCAGUGCAACACGUCCAGUGAGACUGUACUUACUGCUCCGUCACCACUGGGAAAGAACAAAGAGGAUCAUGACACGCUGACAGGGACAGAUGGGCUCAAAAAAAUGACUCCCUCAGAAAGACAGUCUCAGCAUGUUGCCAGGGAUCCUGGGGUGCACAAAGAGGAGUCCCCAAAGGGCCCAAGUGGCAGUUCGGCAGUUGUUGGCCAGACUCCAGAGGUGAUUGCAAAUGGACGGCUGGUUCAACACCACAGUGCUGAAUCGAGCAGCCUUGAUAAAAGGAAAGAAAUAUUUAGCAAGGAUACGCUCUUCAAACCUCUGCACAACACUCUUUCUGUGAAUAGUUUCCAUAAGUCUAGCACACCCCUGCUAAAGCCCCAUCAGAAGACCCCUUCUGACACGUUGCCAGUCAGAUGUGAGAAACUUGAACAAGCGAUAGUAACCUCAGUCACACAAGUCAUGCCUGUCUCACAGAGACAGCAAGAGACUGCUGGGAACCAGGAGGCCUCGUUCGACUACUACAACGUAUCAGAUGACGAUGACUCGGAGGAGGGAACCAACAAAAAUGCCGAGGAAGAGAAGAACAGGGAUGAUGUUGGCACAAUGCAGUGGCUCCUGGAGAGGGAAAAAGAGAGAGAUCUGCAAAGAAAGUUUGAAAAGAAUCUCACUCUUCUCACCCCAAAAGAAACUGAAAAUAGCAACAACCAGAGAGCCACCCACUCGGCCCGCCUGGACAGCAUGGACAGCAGCAGCAUUACUGUGGACAGCGGGUUCAACUCUCCACGUACUCGGGAGAGCCUGGCAUCCAACACUUCGAGCAUUGUUGAAAGCAACAGACGUCAGAACCCUGCUCUGAGCCCUGCACACGGCGGUGUGGGCCCAGCGUUCAGCUUCCGAGCCGCCGCAGACCCGCCGACAAGCGAAGCUGAGAAACUGCAGAAACCAGCUAACUGCCUGCAAGCUUCUGUCACUAGUGUCUGAUAGUCAGCCUGCCUCAGAAUUUCUGUCUUAUCCCGUACAGAAAAGUUUACGACACUGGGACUGAUGUUUACAUCUUUGGAGAGAAAAAAAAAAAAAAAAAAAAGCAUCUCAACCACAGUUUUAGUGUUUACUUAAACUGUGCUGCUAUGUAGACUAGGGGCAACGAAUAAAUCUUUCUUUCGAGGUAUUGCUUUUCACAUUUGCGGCUCUGUAGCAACAGAAUAGCAGUAGGGAUAAUAUGUACACUUUUUGCUUCACUUAAUUGUAACUGAGCACAUAUAUGAAAGUCUAGACACUGUAAGUGUAAUCUGCAUUUUCUAUGUCCAUGCAGUUGCCAACUUCAUUUAAAAAAAAAAUGCCACAGAUGUGUGAUGCCCCUGGUCAGAAGCUAAACUCUGCUGCAGGGUUGGUUUCCUUCAAAAAUUGAGCCAGUGCUGAAAGUGACCGGCCAGGAUCACCGCGAGGAGAAACGAUACCAAACGUGACGAGUGAUGACCUCGGCUCUGUCUGUGAAUUAUCAGUACCGAUCAGUCAUUUUCACUGUGCGUUUUUGUGACACAAUUUUGCAAAUUCCUGUUGAAGUGAAUAAGGAGAGGUUCUUUUAUUUAGAGCGUGGAGGGUGGGGAGGGAGACGGCUUUCCCUUUUGUGUUUCAGAAGUAUGAGAGAUGUUGGUGUACUGAAGCUCGCUGCGUGACCUUCUGCAGUCACAAAUGGGGAGGUAGGCCUUUGCGUAGAGGGGGGAAUGGGGAGGGAAGGGAAAGUUAUAACUGUCGUAGAGUUGCAGUGCGGAGUGACACAAAAUAUAGGAAAUAUCUUUGGUUUACGUCAAGUGUUUUAAAAAGAUAAUCUGAUUCUCGUGUCACUGCUGGUAUUGCAACUUGCCAUGAACGCAAAAACCAGAAAAAAAUCUGAUUUCUUUGAACAAAAAUAUUCUUUAUGAUAUAAAUGACAAGUAUGGCCUGAAGAACUGAUUUCUUUCUAGUGGAAGGACAUAAAUCUAUUUUAUGUAGCUUAUUAAAUAGAGUGCCUAAAUUAGGCUAUUAAAAAUAGCAUACAGUGUAGUGAUUAUCAGAGAACAAAAUUUAGAGAAUUAUAAACUUCUGGCCUUUUUAUUCAAUGGAUGUUAUUUGCAAUUUAGCAUUUUAUGGACAUGUUUAGUUUCUAGAAAUUAAAUGUGUCUGUAUGGUGGGCAGUAGAAAACUGAGUUCUGUAGGUAUGGUUUAUCCUGAUUGCUCUCCCCGAAACUGUUACUCCAGAGUAAUUCUUACCAUGCUAAUUACUGCAGAGUAACUUCUAAAGAUAGUUGAACUUCAAGAAUAAUUUAGAGGUGUAGGGUCACAUUCUGCUCUGUUCCUCAUGCAACCUGGUAGUGCAACAAACUGACUUCAAAAUUAAUUCUACCUUCGUUUUCUGUCAGAACACAGAAAUUGGUGGAAGAAUAACAAAGAUAUUAAAACGUUCAGCAGUCCAAACUGUUGAAUAGAAAAGGGACAUUUCCACUGUCUAGCUCCUGUAGUACACAGGUAUUAAAACCAACUGUACAGACGGGGAACCAGUAUUUUCAUCAGGUUCUGGUGACAUGUAUUACUCUGUACGCAAAGUCAUUUGAGCUUCACUCAUGUUCUAUAUUCUCAUCAGAAGUGUUCACUGAAGGUUCAGCCUUAUGUUAUGCAGUUGGAUAUAAGUUCAUUUGCUUACUAGCCGACUUUCUAACCAGACACGAUCAGUUUCUAAUUCUGUCAAGAACAUCUCUAGUACCCAGUAAAUGCACAGGUCUGCUUUCCUUGGUUUCAAUGUACAAAUUCUAUUUCAUAGGAGCAAUAAGACGUUUUGGUGCACAUGAAGGAAAUUAUUGUGCUUUUGGUUGGUUAUCAAAGUCACUUGGCCUUUAGCCUUCUGCCUUAUCAUACCUUCCAAGAUGUGCUCUAAUGACCAUAUAGCGCUUUGCAUGACGCAUCUGAUUAUUCAAUAUGUAACUCCAGCCGCGCUUACUCCAUGCAAACUGUAGAGUUUUUGUGGGGAGUUGUCAUAUACUAUGCAGUGGCUGACUGCGAUUUUGUUUUCUGAGACAAGCUCUGACAUCGGUAGUAUGUAUCCAUUCAGUAAAUAAAAAUGUCAAAACUUAAAAAAAAAUUAUAAUAAUUACAACCAAUGAUCUGAAGUACCAAUGGCAGUAUUAGAAUGUGAAGAGCAAAAACAAAUUUUAUCUUUUGGAGAAGUGUUUUUCAUAAACUGAUCAGAACUUAUGCAGGCAGCUGGUUGUACAGAAGAGAUAAUUCCAACAAAACAUGACAGUACAUACCUACAAACUGUGUAGUAUGUAGUUUCCUAACGUUCCCGGAGACCAGCAGACAACAUAAAUGUCAUAUUAAUGUUGACGUGGCAUUGUACCAAUAUUAAUGUGACUCUUGGAAUAUGGAAUGUAAACAGAAGUUUCAAAUAGAAACGUUCUAAUCUUGAAUUCCUUUUUUUUUCUUUCUUUCUUUCUUUUUUCUUUUUUUCUUUAAAAAUUAACAAUGGAAUAUAAGGAAAUUCCAUCUUGAGGUUCUGGUAACAAAACCACGAGAGUGGAGCUUGAGUGCUUUAUGUCACCCUAAUCCUUUGAUGAAAUCAUAGCCUUGUAUUACAUGGUUGCUUAUCUAUCAUUCUUCUAAUGUAUCGAUUUAAAGGUUUACAGAGUUAGAUUAGGUUGAAUCUGUGUUGUGUUCAACUGUAAAGGGUCAACACAAAUCUGUCGGCAUUUUGCACACUUGAUAUGUAUUAUUAUAAUACAACAUGUUACUUUUAUGGUAAUUUUUUUUACACAUAUAACUACCUCCAUGAAUUUGAUGAAAUGCAGCAACAUAAAAGCGUAUUGUACAAAGCAAGGUUAAAAACUUUGAAGCAUUAGCUCAUGGCGUUCUCUUGUGUGUCAAUGCUUGCGUAUGAAGUCAUCGUGUUUCCAUUGCCACAAUUUCCUUUUACAAUAUUAAAAAUCUGUCCUUCAGAUGAGUCAUGUAAGACUUUGACAAGGCUGCAUAAUUGGGAUAACAGUGAAAAGGGAGGCUGAACCCUCCCCUCCUCUCCCCAGUUACUGCUACAAUUUCUGCCUGGUAGAACUUGAAAAUGUGUAUGUAACUGAGCAAAUUAGGAACAUCUACAGUCUGUGAAAUAUGAUUGAUGGUGUGGGGUUUUAAGGGAAGACGCUCCGGGUAUUUUCUCGCCAGCCUGCAAAUACGCUGGGCCCUAUUCUGCCUCUGUUUUUGCCAGCAGGUCAGGUCAUGGUUUCUUGGAACUGGUAAGGGUUAGAACAAGCGAUACACGCUCUGGUUUCUGGAGUGUGUGGACCGCUCACUCCUGUAGAAAUGACCAGCAGCUCUUAGUUGACUUUGCUGGGAGCAGCAUUAGGGACCCUGCUCAAGGUAUGUUCCUGUUGUUCUAAGAACGUGGGCAGGUUUCCAAGAAAAAUGAAGCUGGCCUUUGAAAAGUAGCCGGUUGCAACAAGCCACCUUUCAGGAGGGAAAAAAGAAAGAUUCCCCAGAAACCAAAGGAAGAAAGUGGCAGCUGAACUUAAGCAGAUCAUAUUUAUAUACAAGCCCCGAUUUGUGAACACCUCUUUCAGCAAACCUAGUACCAUUAUCCCGAUGCAAGUUAAUAUACUAUCAUCAGUGGAACUAAUUUAGCUAUUAAAAUAGUUCAGUUAAAAAGCAUAAGAGGUCAUCCAUUUAACUCCUUGCAUCAUUGUAAAACGUCCGUAAAACAAGCAGCGAUGCUCGCUCAACUUUAAAACGUAUCAGGAAACAAAUAUUGUAAUGAAAACCAUGGCCUAGUGCUUGCCAGAGCAGUUGUUCUUAUAGCAGAGAAUGAGGAAGCCAAGGUCAUGCUUUGCACCCAGAUCAUGCCUUCUGGCCCUGGAGCCCUCCAUUUGGUUCAGCCAGGGCAGGCAGGUGGGUGGCACUGUCCCCAUCUCGUGUCAGGGCACGCUGAAAAAUAAAACAAAGAAAGGCUGAAAUCUGUGGACAGAAUUAUUAACCAGUUUCCUUCAUUCUCUUCAAAAGUCAUUCAAGUAAAGUUUCAUAGUUAACCAAAGUGUUGAUACUCUGAAGUUUUCACGCGGUCGGUUUAAGGGAGGAGCUACUCUGCGGUCCUGCGGGGACUCUCAGGCGAGCAGUGCCAAACAGGUUCCAGUCACACAAGUACUGCCAGCACAGGUUCUAGGAACAGGUUUUUUAAUUAAAAAUGUGUUUUUUCGAAUACAUUUCCCGGAGCUUUUCCUAAACACAGUUGUUCAAGUUGUGCUGAGGAAGCAAAUAGCACUCCUGAUCUGGUGUCACCCGCACAGUUUACAAUUCUCUUUGCUCUUCUGAAGAAAGCUGUACAGUAUUAAGAGAGAAAAGUUCUAUUUUUUACAUAAUUCUUUAAAAGAAAACAAAGUAUAUAUCUAAAGCGUUCCCCCCCAACAUAAGUAAAGUACAUGGAUACUGCAUCAGAGAGCUGCGUGGCACGCAGGACCCAACUAAAGCCAGGCUGGUGCUAGAGGAAUCCAGGACUCGCGCUUCUCGUAGCGGCUCCGAGCGUUGGUUGCAGCCCCACAGUGUAAAUCUGGCGGUCACUCCCCGCUUCCCCCCUCUUGCAGAGAGCGGAAUUGCUCGCUAACUCCAUUGAAGCUCAGUUCUGAGCUGAGGAUUUCCGUGUUCCUCCCCCCCAAGACACUAAGGGCAGAGAAGGAGCAGAAGGCCGCACGCACACGCCCGGAGCUGGAAGAGAUCCCUGGCGGGGGGCAGCAGCCCCGUGCCCGGCCCAGCUGCGGGGAGAGCUGGCAUAGGGGAUUACCUUGGUGUGUGGAGGAGACGUGUGCUGAAAGGGAUGGUAAUUCUGCAGGUAACUUCCUGUGAGUGACUGAAUGUGGCUGUUGCAUUAGGUCUAAAUGAGUUAAUAAAUGCAAGUGGGACUUACUGUAUGUUAGAAGGGAGUUUUGCAGCCAAGACUGCCUUGUAUAAAUGUGUUUGCACUGAAAAAAAAAAAAAAAUUAAAAAUUACUUGGUCUCUGGUUGCUGUAAAGGUCAUCCAAGAUGGAUGUUCUGUUUAUAUUGUAUAGUAUUUCAUAUGAAAUAAUUACGGUUCAUGAAAUGUCUUCCCUAACGUUACUGAUUUAUAACAGCACAUUUGUAACAUGGUUUUUAUUGUGUCAGUGUACCAUAUUGUAAAUGAUGAUAACUUGUCAUGCUUAGUAUAAUAAUUUAAAGGAAAAAAGGACAGGGAUUUUUGUAAGUCUAUAUUUGAAAGUCCCUCCAUAUGGUAAUAUUGUGUUCAUGUUGUUUAUGUAGUGUUGUGUGAAAUAUCCAUUUUGGAUUGUGUUACUUUUUAAGAUAUUAAAUAACAUUUGGUUAUA